This is a messenger RNA of Loxodonta africana (African savanna elephant), 1546 nucleotides long. It is a transcript of the gene BCL7B, whose product is annotated as BAF chromatin remodeling complex subunit BCL7B. Lineage: Eukaryota; Metazoa; Chordata; Mammalia; Proboscidea; Elephantidae. The record is from RefSeq and is a predicted model, not a curated record. Bases 41 to 649 code for a protein of 202 amino acids. The transcript is spliced from 6 exons.
CCCGUGUCCUGGGAGCAGAGCCCCAGCCCCCGCCGCCGCCAUGUCGGGCCGGUCGGUCCGGGCCGAGACCCGCAGCCGCGCCAAGGACGACAUCAAGAAGGUGAUGGCGGCCAUCGAGAAAGUGCGGAAAUGGGAGAAAAAAUGGGUGACUGUGGGUGACACUUCCCUCAGGAUAUUUAAGUGGGUUCCCGUGACGGACAGCAAGGAGAAAGAAAAGUCAAAAUCGAACAGUUCAGCAGCCCGGGAACCUAAUGGCUUUCCCUCUGAUGCCUCAGCCAAUUCCUCUCUCCUUCUUGAAUUCCAGGAUGAAAACAGCAACCAGAGUUCUGUGUCUGACGUCUGUCAGCUCAAGGUGGACAGCAGCACCAACUCAAGCCCCAGCCCCCAGCAGAGUGAGUCCCUGAGCCCAGCACACACGUCCGACUUCCGCACGGAUGACUCCCAGCCCCCCACUUUGGGGCAGGAGAUCCUUGAGGAGCCCUCCCUGCCUGCCUCAGAAGUUGCCGACGAACCUCCCACCCUCACGAAGGAAGAACCAGUUCCACUGGAGACACAGGUUGCUGAGGAAGAGGAAGACUCAGGUGCCCCGCCCCUGAAGCGCGUCUGUGUGGACCAGCCUGCGGUGCCGCGGACAGCAUCAGAAAGCUAGCACCCUCGGUGGCCUCACCUCCUGGCCCCCGCCUCUAUUUAUUGCAUUCUGGUUCUGGCCGUGCUGUGUUGCUGGGAUAAGGGCAAGCACUGGGGACUGGAGCCUGCACAGACGAGCCCUCUGUACUGGAAAGCGACGUAGGACUUGAGGCCGUAGCGUCAUCUUCCUUCCCUGGCGCCUGUGUCUGCCUGCUCCUGACAAGAGCAACACUCAUGUCCUUUUUGUGCCCAGAGUAGGCUGGAGCAUCAGCCAGCUCGAGGUUCACCUGUCACCUCCAGAACCUCUGGACCGAGCCACUGUCGCUUCUAGAGAGGAGGACGUGGAAGGCACCCUCUAGUGAAGACAGUGCCUUGCAUUACUUGAACUUGAAUGGAGACUCGAUUUCUGCACUUCCCUGUAGUACUAGGGGCCCUACCCUGCAGACUGCUGUUGGAGAAGGACUCGGGUAGACAGGAGGGGAGGGAAGGGCUUCACCAGAUGGGGGCAGAAAGCUCAUGUAGGUUUCUUGCCGGUGACUGAAGUCGUCCCACUCUGAGGGGCUCUCUAGCUGCUGACAGCCCUCUGUCCCCGGCUGUGACUCUUCUCCCCAGAACACACACGCACUUUCCCUUUGUCACCUGUACUUUGCAUUCCCGAGGCUGCUGCCUCUGCCAUGGCCACAGCUGCCCCAGCAAGGGUUUGAGGUUCUGACAACAGUACCCAUCCCCCACAGUACUCCUUCAGCCGAGACUUUCUAGAAAGUUCCCUUUUCUUUGAAAUCUGCAUGUUUAAUUGAACUUUGUGAUUUUUAUUUUUUGUUUCAAAAAAAGUUUAAGAAAAUGGAAAUGGGUAACAGUGAGUGAAGACAUAUUUUAGCACUGCAUAGAAUAUUUUUAAAAUUAAAUGAUUUGAAAUAUG